AUGUGGGGGAGAAAAUCCAUUGCGGCGUCAAGACGCGCUGGCGUGGGCAUAAUCCGCGGUAGACAAAAUACUCUCCGCCCCUCCUCUGCGUUCCCCUCCUUCCCCUCCUCUUCCACUCUCUGCAGCUCCUCAUAUUCUUCUUCCUCUCUUUCCUCGACUUCCGUGUCCCCUCGCUCUCCUCCUUCAAUCACAUCGACCCGUUCCCCUCGACUUCGCUCUCGAGCUUCGAUUCCCAUUCCUGGUGUAUCACUCGGUCUUACGCCGAUUCGAAAUUGCUCUGCCGAGAUUCGCAUGAUGGCGUCCAACGACAGAGAAACCUUGCCUGACGCGGCCAAGCCGAUCAACUACCAUGUUUCACUCUAUGAUCUUCAAUUCGGUGGCUCGUGGGGCUACAAGGGUAUCGUGAAGAUUGAUUCCAAGAUCACCCGCGCUACCAAGGAGGUCGUUUUGAACACAAAGGAGAUUGAGGUGCAAAGCGCCGAGGUAUUUGGCAAGGAUGGCUCUUCGGUGGCCAAAGCGACCGACAUCUCCUACGACCAGAAAUCCGAGCGUGUGACUCUAAGAUUCGCCGAGGAGCUCUCUCCGUCGGAUGUCGUUCUCUCCAUCAACUUCACCGGUAUCAUGAACAAUGCCAUGUCUGGAUUCUAUCGUUCCAAGUAUAAGCCUGUCGGCGAGGCGGGUGCCGAUACACCCAAGGAUGGCGAUGACUACUACAUGCUCAGCACUCAAUUCGAGUCGUGCGACGCUCGCCGGGCAUUCCCUUGUUUUGACGAGCCCAACUUGAAGGCCACUUUCGACUUUGAGAUUGAAGUUCCCAAGGGCCAGACUGCUCUGAGCAACAUGCCCAUCAAGUCUGAACGGGAGGGAAGCAAUUCCAGCCUGAAGUUUGUCACCUUUGAGAAGACUCCGGUGAUGAGCACCUACCUGCUCGCCUGGGCUGUUGGUGACUUCGAAUACGUCGAGGCCAUGACCGAGCGCAAGUACCAGGGCAAGAGCAUUCCUGUACGCGUCUACACCACUCGGGGUCUUAAGGAGCAGGCUCGCUUUGCUCUCGAGUGCGCUCACCGCACCGUGGAUUACUUCUCUGAGAUUUUCGAGAUCGAGUACCCUCUGCCCAAGGCCGAUCUUUUGGCUGUGCACGAGUUUGCAAUGGGAGCCAUGGAGAACUGGGGUCUCGUUACUUACCGCACGACCGCUGUUUUGUUCGAUGAGGGCAAGUCGGACAACCGUUACAAGAACCGCAUCGCCUACGUUGUUGCACACGCUGACGUCAAGUCAAACACAGAACUUGCCCACCAGUGGUUCGGAAACCUUGUUACCAUGGACUGGUGGAACGAGCUUUGGCUCAACGAGGGUUUCGCAACUUGGGUCGGAUGGCUGGCUGUUGACCACUUCUAUCCCGAAUGGAACGUCUGGUCUCAGUUCGUUGCUGAGGGUGUCCAACAAGCUUUCCAACUCGACUCGCUCCGCGCUUCUCACCCUAUUGAGGUCCCCGUUCGCAACGCUUUGGAAGUCGACCAGAUCUUUGAUCACAUCAGCUACCUGAAGGGAAGCUCCGUCAUUCGCAUGCUCAGCGUUCACCUUGGUCAAGAGACCUUCCUUCGCGGCGUGGCUGACUACUUGAAGUCCCACGCUUACGGAAACGCCACUACCAACGACCUGUGGUCGGCUUUGAGCAAGGCUUCUGGCCAGGAUGUGCACACCUUCAUGGACCCAUGGAUCCGGAAGAUUGGUUUCCCAGUGGUGACUGUUGCCGAAGAGCCUGGUCAAGUCAGCGUUCGCCAAAGCCGAUUCUUGUCCACCGGUGAUGCCAAGCCCGAGGAGGACCAAACCACCUGGUGGAUUCCCUUGGGCAUCAAGUCGGGCGAGAAGCUGGCCACUGUUGACAACCGUGCUCUGACUCAAAAAUCAGACUCUGUUGGUGACAUUGGCACGGACGGUUUCUACAAGAUCAACAAGGACCUGACCGGUUUCUACCGUACCAACUACCCUCCUGAGCGCCUGCAGAAACUGGGCCAGUCGCUGAACCUUCUGACCACCGAGGACAAGAUUGGCCUUUUGGGUGACGCGACUGCACUUGCUGUCUCUGGCGAUGGCAACACGCCUGCCUUGCUGGCUUUGUUGGAAGGAUUCAAGGGAGAGGAAAACUACCUGGUUUGGUCGCAGGUCUCCUCGUCUCUGGCCAACCUUCGCUCCGUCUUCUCGCAAAACGAGCAGGUCGCCGAGGGUCUGAAGAACUUCACUCGCAGCCUGGCUUCUCCCGCAGCCGAGCGUCUGGGCUGGGAGUUCCAGGCCGAUGAAGAUUAUCUGGUUAUUCAGCUCCGCAAACUGCUGAUUGCCAUGGCCGGUAACGCUGGCCACGAGAGCAUCGUUUCCGAGGCCAAGCGCCGCUUUGAUCUGUGGGCUUCCGGCCAGGAUCAGAAUGCCAUCCACACCAACUUGCGAUCUGCGAUCUUCAGCCUGAACGUGUCCGAGGGUGGUCGUAAGGAGUAUGAUGCCGUCAAGGAUGAGUACCUGCGUACCGACUCGGUUGAUGGCAAGGAGAUCUGCCUCGCUUCAAUGGGUCGCACCAAGGAUGAGGCUCUAGUCACCGACUACUUGGACUUUGUUUUCUCUGACAAGGUCGCCAUUCAGGACAUUCACAGUGGUGCAGUAUCCCUGGCUGCCAACUCGAAGAUGCGCCACCUGUUGUGGGAGUACCUCAAGAACAACUGGACCUCAGUCUCAGCUCGUCUGGGCGCCAGCAAUGUUGUCUUCGAGCGCUUCAUUCGCAUGGGAUUGUCCAAGUUUGCUGAUCGCGCGAUCGGUGAGGAUAUUGCUCAAUUCUUCAAGAGCAAGGACACGGCCGCCUAUGACCGUGCCCUGGUGAUUGUGCAAGAUCACAUCCGAACCAACGCCUCCUACAAGGAGCGUGAUGAGGCCUUGGUCUUGGAAUACGAUUACCUCUUCAAGCUCCUCCUCAUCGGAGACUCCGGUGUUGGAAAGUCUUGCUUGUUGCUCCGUUUCGCUGACGACACCUACACCGAGAGCUACAUCUCCACUAUCGGUGUUGACUUUAAAAUUCGCACCAUCGAGCUCGACGGCAAGACUGUGAAGCUUCAGAUCUGGGACACUGCUGGCCAGGAACGAUUCCGUACCAUCACCUCGUCUUACUACCGUGGUGCCCACGGCAUCUGCGUCGUCUACGAUGUCACCGACAUGGACUCCUUCAACAACGUGAAGCAGUGGCUUCAGGAGAUCGAUCGCUACGCCACCGAGGGUGUGAACAAGCUGCUCGUUGGCAACAAGAGCGAUAUGGAGGACAAGAAGGUUGUGGAGUAUACCGUAGCCAAGGAGUUCGCCGACAGCCUUGGAAUUCCUUUCCUGGAGACCUCUGCCAAGAACGCGUCCAACGUCGAGCAGGCUUUCUUGACGAUGGCACGACAGAUCAAGGAGCGCAUGGGAACAGCCACCGUCAACAACAAGCCCACUGUGCAAGUUGGUCAAGGUCAAGGCGUCCAGUCUGGCUCCGCAGGCGGCUGCUGCUAG
Molecule: messenger RNA, 3528 nt
Organism: Penicillium oxalicum
Lineage: Eukaryota; Fungi; Ascomycota; Eurotiomycetes; Eurotiales; Aspergillaceae
Product: Alanine/arginine aminopeptidase
Exons: 16
Coding region: 1-3528 (1175 amino acids)
Biological process (GO): peptide catabolic process; proteolysis
Cellular component (GO): cytoplasm
Molecular function (GO): zinc ion binding; peptide binding; metalloaminopeptidase activity
Source: RefSeq, a predicted model, not a curated record